AUGGUGUACAGCAUAGCCGGACCCUGCAGCGAAACAUCGGUCCCCGUUCUUGCAUGCAUCGUCGGCCUCUAUUCGUCACCGCUUAUCGGCUAUCAGUCCCCGCUGAAUUUACGGAAAAAAAAAGAAUGCAAAAAGAAUGCUCCUUACCUGGGUCGAACAGAGCGGCCUCGUCCCCUCCUACCAGCGGACGGCUUCCUCGCGAUUGCACCAAGCACUUGCUUCUGCGCCAUUCCGGUGCUCUACACACCAUCUGCAUCGUUCUCUCGCAAGCACCUCUUUCGGCGAGGGCACGUUUACGAUCGUACAUCCGAGUUUCCUUCAGCAGACAUCAUGUCGUCCGCUGAUGCUGCCGAUUUUGGCUUCAAGCGCUUCCGCGUGGCCAAAGCCUGCGUUGUUUGUCGCUUGCGCAAGACAAAGUGCAACGGCGAGCAACCGUGCGACCGAUGCAAGGCCCACUCGGCGGAGUGCAAGUACGAAACCAUCGAGUCUCCGCUGCCAAAGCGCAUCGGCCGAACCGGCUCAAAUUCAUCCAUACCUAACGCCAACCGCUCGUCGCAACCAAGGGACGACAACGAUGAUGCCAACAGCGACGACGCAUCCUCCGCUCCCGCUUCUGCCGCCGAUGCUGUCGCAGAGGCACGAGCUGCAAAGCGGCAGAAGCGUGCCAUGAUCGAUCAGAUUGCCGACCGACGAUGGGGCGAUCGGUUGCCUUCGCGGUCCAACAAUAGCCGCAAGUCGGGCUAUGUGCAACAUCACCUCGAGCUGUACGCUUCGGUCGAACAGGAUGAACCUACAGAUCACGAUCCAGAUCUGCACACCGAGGACGGCAUCCGUGCUCACGAUCAGAACACCGGCAACAUGCAAUUCUACGGAUUCACCUCCAAUUUCAACUUUCAGCACCGCUUGGCACAGACGGUCGAAGCACUCAGACUGCGCGAACAGCAUCAGCAUGCAAGCAGCAGCACAUCACGGGUUAAUGGAAGCCACGACGCACCUCUCGGCGCUUCCGACAGAAAUCGGCGCUCCCACUUGCCGGAAAGUAUGAAGAUUUGGGGUCACCAGGACAUCAUCUUUCGACAGUCGCCAUCCGAAAAGAGCUUUCCCACCCUCGAUGCCUGCCAAGAAGCCGUCGGAGACUCGACCUUUUUGCCUCCGUCCAUCGUCGACCGCUUCAUCGAGAACUACAUGACCCUCAUCCAGCCCCAGCUAGGCGCGGUUCCCAAACGACAGAUCGUUAAAUGGGUCAAAGAUGCCAAAGCGCUCGGCCACCUCUCGCGCGGCUUUUCUGGAGUCCCCUCCAUGGCUGCCUCUGGCCCAGGCAAUCAGGGCAAGCUUCAGCCGGGCCAAUCAGGUCAGAAACCUGGCCCCGCUCCUAUGCGUACCAACGAGCUAGCGGCACUCUAUGUCGUCCUCGCGCUGGGUGCCUUGAUGGAUGAAGGUGACUGGGAGGACUGCUUUGCCCCGGUAUCGCUGACCCGAGAAGGCGCCAUCGCGUGCGCCACAACACUGUUCCUGCUCGCCAAGAAGCGGCUCGAAGAGAUUGUCGAGAAUUCGAGCAUCCAGAGUGCACGAUGUCUCGUCCUCAUGAGCUUCUUUUCGCUCCAGUGGUCUAGCCCCAACGUUGCCUACCUGUACAUUGGCUACGCAGCGCGCAUGUGCAUCUCGAUCGGUCUCCAUCGUGAGACUUUUCACUCCCCGGGCAAUCCACGGAGCGCCGAGCAUCGGCAGCUCUGGUGGACCUGCUACGGCAUCGAGAGGAUGAUCUCGACGUGGUUCGGCCAGGCUUCUGCCAUCCGCGACGAUGAUGUUUCGGCACGCCUGCCACAGCCGGACAACUCGUACGACGCCUAUCUGCUUGUCUAUGCGCAGAUUGCACGCGUGUGUUCCGACAUGGGCAGGCUCUCGGCCAACCCGCCAGCCAACGCACACGAUGUGUUGCUCGCCUCGGAACGCAUGGAAGCCGAGAUGCUGCGCAUUCGACACGAUGCUCCCAAAGAGCUCGCCAUCGGGCUGCGCGACGGCUUCAAUCGCGACGCUGACGACGAUUCGGAUUCGUCCGAUCUGGUGGUGCGACGAUACUCUGUCACUAUCCUGUGGUGGUACUUGCGUCUGCUCAUUCACAGCCCGCUCGUCAUUUUUGCGCUCUAUUGCCGCUCCAUCGGCACCGAUAUUCCGCGCAGCGUGCUGGACAAGACGCACACGUCUGCGCGUGCUGGGCAGCAGAUUAUCGACGCCAUCUCGAACGCGAGAAGCGACAUGCCACGGCCCGGUCUGGACAACAUGCGUUUCGGCAGCUUCUAUCUCGAUUCGGCUUGUACCAUAGUCCUGGCAGCCAUUCUGUGCGAGCCAAGCAAUCAAGAGUUGGCGUUUGGCUACCUCGCAGCUAUUGACAGGGCUAUCAAGUACCUCGAGAAGAAGGAGCGUAUCUACGCCGAUCACGGCACUACAGCCUCACUGCACAAGGCAAGAGACCUGGUGGUUUUGGCAAGACAGGUAGUGCGCGCAGCAGCAGGACAGUCGGCCAGCUCAAAGGUGCACGAUCAGCAGAACGCAGCACGUGGCAGGUCUGCAGCUAGCACUGUGUCGGCCAAUGGUACGGCUCACGCGACGGGCAUCGCUACAGAUGCAAGCGGCAGAGCAUCUCAGGUCGGCAUCAGUCGUCCGACGUCCACCUUCUCCACCAGCUCUGAGCGCGGCACAGCAUCAGCAGAUGCUGAUGGCAUCGAAAUUGACGGUCAGAGCGGCGCCAAAGACGGAGCGGGGGCUCUGCGCCGGAACCCAUUCCCCAACCAUUUGGACGGUGAAGCUAGAGGACACAGAGGCUCACCGAGCGACCUGUCUGUCUCGUCGCUACUCGGUCCCACCCCAACUACUUCUGGCACAACCUACAGGCCUCAGUCGAGCACCACCUCUCCAGCAGCGGCCAUGGGAUCUGAGCCAGCACCCGUCGAGGGGAAAAGCUUUGCAAACGAGCGCGACGAAUGGAUGCAGUACUUCCUAUCCAACUUUGACUGGCUCUCUCAGCCUACCGGCACCACACCUCAAGCUGUUCAACUCAACAGCAACGGCACCAACAUGUCGCCUGCCUUUAGCGCAGCAGGUACGCCCGAUACCGUGGGCAGGUUCUUCCAGAAUCAGCUGGCUGGCAAAGGAGGUAUGCCCAUGGUAUCGCCCGGACUGAGUUCGCCUGGAAGCGCCGGUGGAGCGGCGUCGUUGAGCGACUUGGAUAUUGGGUUACUGAUGGGAGGAGUGAGUGUCAUGGAAGGCGUCACGGAUCUCACUGCGAAUGGUCCUGCUGCGGGAGCUGGGGAUAGCAGCGGUGGGGAUGUUCCUCAAAGUCGAUUCCAAUCAUGA
Molecule: messenger RNA, 3354 nt
Organism: Pseudozyma hubeiensis SY62
Lineage: Eukaryota; Fungi; Basidiomycota; Ustilaginomycetes; Ustilaginales; Ustilaginaceae
Exons: 2
Coding region: 1-3354 (1117 amino acids)
Biological process (GO): regulation of DNA-templated transcription; DNA-templated transcription
Molecular function (GO): DNA binding; zinc ion binding; DNA-binding transcription factor activity, RNA polymerase II-specific
Source: RefSeq, a predicted model, not a curated record